Molecule: messenger RNA, 1716 nt
Organism: Cordyceps militaris CM01
Lineage: Eukaryota; Fungi; Ascomycota; Sordariomycetes; Hypocreales; Cordycipitaceae
Exons: 2
Coding region: 1-1716 (571 amino acids)
Source: RefSeq, a predicted model, not a curated record
AUGGCUCAGAAUACUCGUGUCCGCCAAGCUGCCACCUCUCUCGUCACGCAGUUCCCAGCAAACGGGCGCAUUCCUUUCAAGCAGAUCCUGCAGGCGACCUGGGUGGCCACGGUCGCUCUCAUUCUCGGCAUAGGCUUUGUUUUGGGCGUCGUCUUCUCCUCCGACGGAAAGCCCACCAGUGGCAGCACAUGGUAUCAGCACACGCCCACAUUCGUCUCCUUGGGCGCCGUCGUGCUUCGAGGCUCGGUCGCCGCUCUGCUCGGUAUCGCGCUGUACCAGAACCUCUGGCAGAAUGUGGCCACGCAGGCCCCGACCAAGAAGGACGGGCUGGUCGAGACAGGCGCAGAGGGCAUUCCGGUCAAGACAGUCGAGUCUCUGCACUUGGCUUCGCGGCUGGCCGUCGGCAUGCUGGCACAUCCAUCGCUGAAAGCAGGCUGGGUGAUUGGGGUCCUGGGGCUCGGCGUAGCCUCUGCUGUCCAGCCCGUUCUGCAGUCCGCCAUUGCCGUCCGACAGCAGAAACAGACUGUUCCCACAAGCUUGUCAUUAUACCACCCCCAGUUUAAUGGAUCGCUCGCCCAGAGCGAUUCUGCCGCGAUAUCGUCCAUCGCAGCUCUGAUGGGAGAGAACAGCGGACUUCGGUACACGGACGCCAAUGUUACAGGAGUGGCACAUUUCGGGCCCGUCAACUACCUUGAUGUUACUUGCAACAUUUCAGCUACGCCGGGAACCGAAUCUAACCUGGCAGGCUGGGAUGUGUACAACUUUACCUACCGAUAUCCAGACUCAGCCUACAUGAAUCAGUUUCAAAACAUAUCCGACAGCUUGUACAACGGAGUCGUAAUUUACACGGCCGGGCUAUCGAGGGUAGAGGUGCAAGCCGUCCUGUUCAACAACACGCACUACCUGGCGCACCAAUGUAUGGUCCAACCUGCCAUUGGGAGCUGCACGACUCAUCUUGCGGCUGGCAUUGGCAUUAUGGGAAACCUGAGCUGCUCGAGGGACCGGUUUAUCAACCUCGACAGCGAUCUCAACAAGACCUUGUCAUACUACGGACCGGCUGGCGCGGUGGUCGCUCUCACCGGCGCGUUUUUAAACGCCUUUGUCGGGAAAGCAUUGCCCGACAUACACAACAGACUGAAUCCUGGAAAAUCCUUGUUUGUGGCCGCAGCGUUGGUUUCGGAUACGAAUUCAAAGUUUGUUAUGCCGUCCAACCUCGUGUCGCAUAUGCAGCGCGUGCUCUGGGUCACGCCUUUGCUCGCGAGAACCGGCACCAUACAGCAAGCAGCACCAAAUGUGACAAUGUCUGUCUCCGAUGAGCGAAACAUCAUCAUCUACGAAAUCGACAAGCUGCGAGUUCUCGUGACGGUCGCUGUCCUCAUCAUCAUCAGCCUCGGAUGUUUGGUCUACGUAUCUCUCCCCUGUAGUGCGGCUUGCGGGCGUCUCGCAAGAGACAGCUUGGUCCAUUCGCUCACAGUCGCGGGCCCAUACGGCCCCGCCAUAAAAAAUGCGUGCUUGGCUUCUCUGGACAAUGUACUGCACGCGGCGGGCGACGAGAAGCUCAAAUUUGGUGUGCUUAUAGAGGCGACGGACCUGGCGAGCGGACAUGUUGGCUUCGCAGAGCAGCCUCCUCUACCAGGGUCCCACGAUAGUAGACCGCUGACCAAUGUGGGAAGGCCAGUGCCAGGAAAGUGGUAUGGGGGUCAGGGUAGCUUGUGA